This is a messenger RNA of Phaeoacremonium minimum UCRPA7, 4005 nucleotides long. RefSeq names its product putative wsc domain-containing protein. Bases 1 to 4005 code for a protein of 1334 amino acids. The record is from RefSeq and is a predicted model, not a curated record. NCBI's taxonomy places the organism in Eukaryota, Fungi, Ascomycota, Sordariomycetes, Togniniales, Togniniaceae. The transcript is spliced from 6 exons.
AUGGCGGUGCUCACGGCCGCGGCCAUGAUGCUGUCGACCUUCGUCGGCAGUGUCACCGGCCUGGCGGAUACCGACACCAUCACUUGGGGUGGAGAUAAUUCCAGGGCAGGGUAUCAGACAAACCAUAAUAUGGACCCGGAGGUCGUCGCAAGCGACCAGUUUGCGCAACUGUUCAAGACUCGGCUCCCGGGCAGCUACAACGGUGCUAACGAGCAGAUCUUCUCUCAACCGCUGGUGUACACCCCAAGCGGAGGAGACGGGACACAGUAUGUAUACUUUGCCACGACACAGAACAAUGUCUACAAGCUGGACGCGAAGACCGGCGAGAUCGUGGCCUCAAGGAAUCUACAUAUUCCCUUCCUGACUGCUGAUUUGGAUGGUUGUGUCGACAUUAACCCUCUCGUGGGAGUCACUUCUACUGGAGUUAUCGACCCGGACACAGACACUCUUUAUCUCACAUCCAAGACCUACGAGAAUCAAGAGGGUGGCACCGCGGCUCAAGGCCGACCUGCUGGACGAUACUACUUCCAUGCUAUUGAUGUCAACGAUCUUACAGAGCGCGAGAACUUCCCCGUCGACCUUGAAGGAACUGUCGCCCGAAAUAACCCUAUCCGAAGCUUCAAUGGCGGUAUCCAUCACCAGCGACCAGCUCUGCUGCACUCAGGCCAGUACAUCUACGCUGGCUUUGCAUCACACUGCGUCCAAUAUAACUUUACUGGUUGGAUCAUGGGCUGGGAUAAGACAACUGGAGCCAUUGUCGAGCGUUGGGCCACGGAAGGUCAGGGUGUCCCCAACACCACUCCUGGUGGCGGUGUGUGGAUGUCGGGCGGUGGUCUGGCUUCCGAUGAUGCUGGCUCAAUGUAUUUCGCAACCGGAAACGGCUAUGCUUCACAGCUUGCGGACGUUCCUGUGAACGGCCGCGACCCACCGACAUCUCUCGAAGAGGCGGCAGUGCACAUGACAAUCAACGAUGACGGUAGUUUGACAAUUGUCGACUUCUUUAUGCCGUAUGAGAAACAAGCCCUCGAUGGUGCCGAUAAAGAUCUUGGAACCAGCCCCUUGGAGAUCCUUCCCAGCGAGUUCGCCUGCGGAGAGUACACACGUAUUGGCGUGGUUACUGGUAAGAGCGGAAAAACAUACUGGAUCAACCUUGACGAUAUGGGCGGAUAUAAGAACGGCGCAAACGCUCAAGAUGCUGUGAUACAAACUUAUCAGAAUGAGAACUCUGUCUAUGCUGGUGCCGGUGUUUAUCCGCUGGAGGGUGGGUACAUCUACAUCAAUGUCAUCAAUUAUCCAAGCCACGUAUUCCAAUUCUCUUGCACUAAUGGCGUGCCUUCCUUCACCAAGGUAGCGGACAGCCCUGCAAGCAAUGCUGGCAUUCUUGGUGUCAGCCAUGGUACUGUCACAUCCCUAGAUGGUCAAGCUGGAACAGGUCUUGUGUGGACCACUGAUGUACAGGGAGACAACCUGCGCAUUUACAAGGCAAUUCCUGAGAAUGGUUAUAUGACAUUGAUCAAAUCUUUCUCCGUCCCCGGCACCACCAAGUUCACGCGUGCCGUCUUUGGAGAUGGUAUUGUGUACCAGGGCACAACCCAAGGCUAUGUUUAUGGUUUCGGUGCGCCGACCAACUCACCUCUGAACUGCACCACUCCGAUCGACUUUGGAACUUCAGAUAUCGACACAGCUACUGCUGAGACAACAAUUACAUGUACGGCCAAGAUUGGUGUUACGGUUACCGCUGUUGAUCUGAACUCCACCGACUUUGGGGUCUCCAGCCUGCCGACUGUUCCGCUUACAUUGGCAGCUGGUGCCGGUUUCAGCUUCAAAGGCUACUUCGACCCCAGCACCAUUGGCUUGCUCUCCGAUAGCGUUGUCAUUGAUACUACGAACACCGAGUCUGGCUAUAGUGUCGUCACGAAUGUCCGCUUGACUGGUACCGGCCAGAGCGAGGACCCUCUUCUUGCGAUCUCCCCUACGACAUUGACAUUUAGUAAGGUCAUCACUGGGUCAUCUGACAGUGGAACUGACCAGUCUGUUCUGUUCACGAAUCAAGGUAACAAUGAUUUGACCAUCUCAAGCAUACAGUACUCAACAACUGGCUUCACUGGCCCGUUCGUUGAUCCAACGACAACUUCGGAUGGACCUCAAGUCGGGUCGUUCACUUUCAAGAAUCUCCCUGCCACAAUUGCCGCAAACACUGAUUCGACUGUCACUGUCAACUUCAAUCCUACCGAGGAUGGAAAUUCCACAGUCUAUGUUGUGGUUGAAUCGGAUGGCGGAAAAAAGAACCUAACAGUUACAGGUUCAUCUGGCCCAGCGCCCGUUGCCAAACUUGAAUUCCAGACCCCUGACGGUACUGGCUGGGUGACUUAUGAGUCCGGCACGAACUUCACUUUCGGCAAUGUCACCGAGAACACGACCCGAUCUCUUAAGUUGCGUCUGACCAAUGCCGGUGGAGACAAUGCCGUCACGCUUUCAGUUACUGUCUCGAAGCCUCCUUUUGGCGUGAGUGGCAUUAUUGGUGCCGCCAACCAAGUCGACCUCGCCGAAGGAACUGAGCUCGGCCCCGGUGAGAGCGCGACCGCUACUUUGUACUGCUCUGUGCCCAAGUCGCAAUGGAACGUCGAUCCUUAUCUUGGUACCGCUCAAUGGACGAUGAACACCAAUGAUCCCGACUUCAGCAAGCAGUACAUGCAAUUCGCUUGCACGGCUGUAUCUGAGCAGGCACCUCCACUCCGGGCUGAUGGCCAGGGUGAGUACCGCUACAUUGGCUGCUACAAGGAGAACAACCCCGGCCGUCAGCUUACAACGCAGCUAUACGGCGACGAUGCGAACACCAAUGCCAUGUGUAUUGCUGCUUGCGCUGAUGCCGGAUAUGCUUACUGUGGUACCCAAUAUCAAAGAGAGUGCUGGGGUGGAAACACAAUCCCAACUCUUGAGGUCGAUGACGAUGACUGCAACUAUGCAUGCUCUGGCGAUAUCAACCAAGUCUGCGGAGGCAAUGGCGUUGGUGAUGAUGCUGGAGGUGCUUUCAUCUCACUGUUUGCGACAGAUGAUGCUCCAACUGGGGGCGGAGAUGGCGACGGAGCCGGCGAUGGUGAUGGCUCCGGCUCUGGUUCCACCCUUGUUACCAACCCGGGUGUCGAUGGCUUCUUCAGCUACGGAUGUUACGCCGAGCCUAGUGGUGGCAGAGCAUUGUCUUCUCUCGUCACGACUGAAAACAAGACUGUCGCAUCUUGUGUCGAGGCAUGCUCCUCUUACAAGUAUCUCGGUCUAGAGUAUGGUGGCGAGUGCUGGUGUGGAAACACUCUCAACUCCAAGGCCACACAGGUGAACCUGACCGACUGCAACAUGGCUUGCACAGGCAAUACUACAGAAUACUGUGGUGGCAGCUCCCGACUGAACCUUUACGCGAAGAACGGUACGACUCCUGGCGGCUCAACUGGCCCUACAAACAAGGCUGCUGUCGGCAGUUAUGGAUUCCAGGGCUGCUACACAGAGGCUACUAGCAGUCGCGCCUUGUCUAGCAGCAGCUAUGCAGAUGAUUCCAUGACUCUAGAGUCUUGCGCUGCGUUCUGUGAUGGUUACACAUACUUCGGAGCCGAGUACGGACGUGAAUGCUACUGUGGGAAUGUUAUCAACAAUGGAAGCGUUCUUGCGGACGAUACUUCGGAUUGCGACUUCCUCUGUGCGGGAGACGACUCGGAGUACUGCGGUGGCAGUUCGAGACUGAACCUCUACAAGUUGGGAGACUCAUCCCCAUCAUCCGCUCCCGUCGGCUAUAUCAGCAUCAUCAACUCAACAAUCCUCAAGCGUGGUGCCUUCUUCAAUAGUCUCCAUUGCAUCUUCAAGUGUAAUCUCAUCAACAUCAUUAUCAUCGUCACUCGUUAUAACCUCGAGCUCUAUAGCUCCGUCGCUCUCUUCCACAAGCUCCGUUGCGGUUCCUUCGAGCUCUGCGACUCCAUCACUCUUUUCUACGAGUUCUAUCGUGGUAUCGACUUCUAG